AUGAAUACAUGGACGACGGCGAACGCGGCGUGCUCUCCGGAGGUGCCUCCUGUCUUCUACUCCGACGGCCACUACACGUAUGUCUGCGUUCAGGGGCCGAACGGCCCGGAAUACCUCCAGCGACGACAGGAAGCAACGCCUUUGCACACGCCGACCUCUGGAUUUUGCGAAGGGUUUGCGUUGCCCUCGGGUCAAACUGGAUCCCUUACGACGGGGACUUUGACCCCGCAAACUACAACAUGCUCUACGAGCUGCAUGAGUGACUUUGCGCUGUCGUCGGGGUCGGGUAGCGUCGAGGGAGCAGAACGCUCUGCUGCUGUCGCUCAGUCUAAUCCCGGCAAGAGGAGACUGGACAGCAACGGCGCAGCGUGCAGCGGUUCACGGGACUGUCAUACGGAGGAACAUGACACAUGCGAGAGAGCACUCAAGCAUAGCCGGUCGUUCGGACUGACCCAUGUGAUGUCCUUUUCGUCGGCAUAG
This is a messenger RNA of Neospora caninum, 480 nucleotides long. RefSeq lists its product as hypothetical. The record is from RefSeq and is a predicted model, not a curated record. NCBI's taxonomy places the organism in Eukaryota, Apicomplexa, Conoidasida, Eucoccidiorida, Sarcocystidae. Bases 1 to 480 code for a protein of 159 amino acids. The transcript is spliced from 2 exons.